Messenger RNA from Paramecium primaurelia, 1574 nucleotides. The record is from the annotation of a GenBank genome assembly. NCBI's taxonomy places the organism in Eukaryota, Ciliophora, Oligohymenophorea, Peniculida, Parameciidae.
AUGAAAUUUAAUCAAUCUCCAAAAUCAACUUAUACAGAAAAUUUCAAUCCACCUCCUGGUUAUUAUAUUGGUAAUGAUUUAAAUGAUAUGCUCAAUACAAUUAAGACUAAACCACCUCAAUAAUAAUUUUCAAGAUCAGAUAGAUUUGGAGAUAUUUAGACAAAUAUUCAUUCUCAAAGUAAAUCUGUUGAAGGAUUUGAUAAAAUUGCUUAUUAAUCUUCUUUAAAACAUUCCUUUUAAAAUAAGAAAAUACAAGAUCGUAAUUACGUUUAUUAAGCAUAAGUAUGUAAGUUUUAUUAAUUUAUAGUCAUAGCAAUAAUUGAAAAAGACUUAAGAAGUUGAUAAGAAAAUGAAGAAUUUGCUUAUCAAACAAAUGGAAAAUUGUUUGAAUUAAUAACUUGAAAUAACACCAUCAGGAUAAUAUGUUUUAGAUAAAUCAAAACUGUUGCAAAAAUUAUAAACUAUAGCCCCAUUACAAGUAAUUAUAUUCAUAUAAAUCAUUAGCCUCCUGGUCCUGGACAUUACAAUUCAAAUGAAACCAUAGUGAAACCUAGAGUCAGAGGAGCUAUUAUUAAAGAGGAUAGCAAAAGAACCACAUUCUAAGAACCAUUCUUGACAGCUGAUGUAAUAUAUGGUAAACAAUUAACUAAUAAUGGAUAAAAUGAAUCAGAACCUAAUCUAUCUCAAAAGUAAAAGUAGAAGAAAAUCAAAUUCAUAUAAGGAGAUGAAUAUAAUUUAGAAAAAUUAUUUGAAAAAGAAAGGAAAAAGAAAGAAAAAUAAGCUGCUCCACCACCUGGACAUUAUGAAAUUGAAUCCCAAUUUGGAAAAAUUACAGAAUUAAAUUAUCAAAAUUAAUGUUUUGAUAGUAGAGAACAAAGAUUUAAAUAUAUUGUAGAGGAUAAUCCAGGACCUGGUUAAUAUAGAGCUGAUAAUUAAUUCAAUGAAUCUGGAGGAUAUAUGUCUAAGUUACCUAGAUAACCUCCAAAAGAUAAUAUGAUUGUUCCUGUUGGUAAUUACAUUGUAUAAGAUUUAUCAAAACCUUAAAGAAGAGAUGGAAUCUUUCCAUCAAGCUUUGGUUCUGGAUCUAAAAGAAUGAAAGAAGUGAUAAUACAUAAUGAUGUUCCAGGACCAGGUAGUUAUGAUAAUUUGAUGUUAAAGAAGAAACAAUUUAAAUAUGUUUUUAGAAAGAAAGAGAAAAGACCUACAUUUGAAAAAUAUCCAGAAUCUUUUGGAUUAUCAGUUGCUAAAGAAUUAGUAUCUGUUAAUACCACUAAAGAACGUAGCAAAUCUGUUCAAAAACCAGUAUAAAUAAUAAUAUAAAUCUUUAGUAAAAAUCUUCUAUGUUUUCCUCUACUGUUCAAAGAUUCAAGGAUAAACAGAUAACUGAAGAAUUAGGUCCAGGAAGUUAUACUGUUCAUGGUUAAUUUACUAAAACUACUUUUAAUAAAGGAAAUGAUAUCUUUGGAAAAGGAUAAAGAAUCUAAUAAUAAUAAGUAUAAGAAAUUGGUCCUGGAGCUUAUGAUGGGGAUUACAAAAUACUUAAGAAAAAUUUUGUUAGAGAUGUUCAUUUUUGA